AUGGAUUACGCCAACGAAGUACGGCCCCGAACACUUUCCCACCAAGAGGAUGACAGCGAACCGACGUCGGCCAACAGCUCCUCAACACUACGGGGAGCAGAUGGCCUAGAGGGCUUGGACGAACUCGAAGCGCCAGAACCAGUGAACAGUAACGAAGACGGUCCCUCACUCGAAGGAAACCGUAGCAAUUCGCACCAUGGCGUUUCUCGACUCGAUGAGCUGGCUGCUCCACUGCCCAUAAACACCAACGAGGGCCCCGAUCUAGAGGAUGCUAGAAAUGCGUCACAAACUGAACCCAACGUUCCGCCAGAGAAAACGAGUGCCGGCGCCGUUUAUUGGACUUGGUCCAACACCUACACCCUCUCAUACCUGGUCUUUUUCUCAAUACUUGGAACUUUGGCACGCCUUGGCCUACAGGCCAUCACAAUCUAUCCCGGCGCACCUAUAGCUCUCGGAGAGAUCUGGGCGAACGUUUGUGGGACUUUUGUCAUGGGCUUCCUGAGCGAGGACCGCUCUCUGUUCCGGCGCGACCUGGUUGCAGCUACGCAGAGGACUGAAAAGCAUCCAACCUUCGAACAAGCCGCUGCGCUCAAGAAGGAGCACUUGGCCAUCAAGAAGGGCAUACCCUUGUACGUGGGUCUGUCAGUUGGCUUCUGCGGCUGCUUCACGACCUUCUCGUCCUUCAUGCGUGACGCCUUCCUCGCCCUCUCCGACGACCUCAAUACCGCGGUAACCUCGAGCAAGGUGACAACGUCCGCAGCUCGCCCCCGGAAUGACGGCUACAGCGUCGAGUCCGUCCUCGCCGUCCUGAUUCUCGAAAUAGCCGCCAGCCUCGCCGCUCUCGACUUGGGCGCACACGUAGCCAUCCUCGUCGAGCCAGUAUUCGAGCGCAUCCCCCGUCUGGAGAACGCCAACCUCCGUGCCAUCCUGGAUCCGGCCACCGCCAUCCUAGCAUGGCCGAUGUGGCUCGGCGCAGUCAUCAUGGCCAUCUGGCCACCUCAUGACAGAUGGCGCGGCCAGGCUGUGUUCGCUCUGGUCUUCGCGCCCGUCGGGUGUCUGUUGCGCUUCUACCUGUCGCUGUGGCUGAACGGUCGGCUGCCGCGGUUCCCGCUGGGCACGUUCGCUGCUAAUGUUUUCGGGACUAUGGUUCUGGGCAUGUCGUUCGAUUUGCAACGGGCUGCAGUGGGCGGCGGCGUCGUGGGAUGUCAGGUUUUGCAGGGUGUGGAGGAUGGAUUCUGUGGAUGCUUGACGACCGUCAGCACGUGGAUUCUGGAGUUGAAGUCGCUACGAAGGCGUCACGCGUAUGCGUAUGGAGCGGUCAGCCUUGCAGUAGGGCUUGGGAGUCUCGUAAUCAUCAUGGGCAGUCUUCGGUGGACCGUUGGUUUCUCAGUACCCGAAUGUAAGGUCUGA
This is a messenger RNA of Lasiodiplodia theobromae, 1410 nucleotides long. RefSeq names its product Chromosome condensation protein. The transcript has a single exon. NCBI's taxonomy places the organism in Eukaryota, Fungi, Ascomycota, Dothideomycetes, Botryosphaeriales, Botryosphaeriaceae. Gene Ontology annotation, molecular function: fluoride transmembrane transporter activity. Gene Ontology annotation, biological process: fluoride transmembrane transport. The record is from RefSeq and is a predicted model, not a curated record. Gene Ontology annotation, cellular component: membrane. The coding region runs from base 1 to 1410 and encodes 469 amino acids.